Messenger RNA from Tachyglossus aculeatus (Australian echidna), 2565 nucleotides. It is a transcript of the gene MROH6, whose product is annotated as maestro heat like repeat family member 6. The coding region runs from base 1 to 2565 and encodes 854 amino acids. The transcript is spliced from 13 exons. Gene Ontology annotation, cellular component: cytoplasm. The record is from RefSeq and is a predicted model, not a curated record. Lineage: Eukaryota; Metazoa; Chordata; Mammalia; Monotremata; Tachyglossidae.
AUGGCUGCCAGGGUGGGCGAGGGGGCCCAGCUGGAGCUGGCCCGGGCGGAGGGCCCGGGGAGCCCGGAUCCCCCGCCACAGCCGAAGGCCAAGCCCACCAGGGCUCGCAGGGGGCGGCCGAAGGUGACCGGGCACCCUCGGCUGGUGGUGGCCCCGGGGGCUCAGCCGCCCCCCUGCCCCGUGGGGGCCCUGACCCUGGCGGCGUUGGCCGAGGAGAUCCAGAGCCACCGAGGGGGCCAGGCCGGGCCCAGCCAGCAGCGUGCGGUCCAGGGGGACAGGCAGACAGCAGAGCCGGCGUCGAGGCGGCCGGCUCUGGAGGGGAAUGGCGGGCAGCACGGAGCGGCCUCCGCAGAGACGGGUGAAGACACGGCUUCCAGGACCAGGAAAAAGCAGCAACAGCAGCAGCCGCAACAGCAGCCGCCCCAGGAAGAACCCCGGCGGGAGAGUCAGCCCUGUUCCCCAGCGCAGAGCACGCUCCAACCGCUGGCCUCAGCCUCCCCCUGCACCCCCGGGCCUGAGCAGUUUCCCCUGGCCUCCUGCUUCCUCACCGACCUAGCGGUCCACACCGUGGCCUGCCUGACCGACGCCGGCUUCUCGGGGACCCAGGCCACCGCCGCGUGUCUUUCCUCCACCCUGGAGGCCCACGGGACCAUCCUGAGGGACAAGGUGCAGGAGUUGGUCCAUGGGCUACACCUGCAGAUCCACAGGUUCUCGGAGGGCCGGGCCCGACGGGCGGCGCUGAGGGUUCUGUGCUCGCUGGCUGUGGAGCACGCCCAGGAUGUGGUGCACAGCCUCCUUAGCCACUCACUGCCCUGUGACAGCAGCGCGGUGGAACUGUGGAGAGGUCUGAGCCGCAACCAGAGGGUCAACAUGAUGGUACUGGUCCAGUUGCUGUGGAAACUCAAGGGGCACCCCCGACUCCCGGGAAGCAGCCCCGCAGGCUCCGAUGGGACCCUCCAGGAGCCGCUGGCCGCCACUCGGGCCCUGGGAGAAAUGCUGGCCGUGGCGGGCUGCGUGGGCGCCAUGAGGGGCUUCUACCCACAGAUGCUCAUCGCCCUGGUGACGCAGCUGCAUCAGCUGGCCCGGUGCCCCCCCGACAGCCUCAGUAAGGCCUGUGGGCACCCUCAGAGCAAGGGGGGCCACCCCCACGGCCAUGCCCACUGUGCCGUGGAGGCUCUGAAGGCCCUGCUGCGGGCGGACGGAGGCCGCAUGGUGGUGACCUGCAUGGAGCAGGCCGGCGGCUGGGAGCGACUCUCAGGGCCGGACACUCACCUGGAGGGCGUCCUGCUGCUGGCCAGUGCCAUGGUGGCCCACGCCGACCACCACCUGCGGGGUCUCUUUGCCGACCUACUUCCGCUCCUGCGCAGCCCCGAUGCCACGCGGCGCCUCACUGCCAUGGCCUUCUUCACUGGGUUGCUACAGAGUCGGCCGACCGUGCGCCUGCUGCGGGCAGGGGCCAUCCUGGAGCGGUUGGGCGCCUGGCAGGGAGAUCCGGAGCCCAGCGUGCGGUGGCUGGGACUGCUGGGGCUGGGACACAUGGCGCUGCACGCGGGGAAGGUGCGACACGUGGAGAUCCUGCUGCCAGCCCUCCUGGGGGCCCUUGGCGAGGCGGAUGGGCGGCUGGUGGGGGCUGCGCUGGGCUCCCUGCACCGCAUCCUGCUGCAGCCUUGCGGGCACUCCUGCACCAACUCCAUCUGCCUCGACGUCGGAGCCCGGCUCUGGCCCCUCCUGGACGACGUAAGCGGCGGGGCCCCGGACCCCGCUCCUCUGCCCCCCGGUCCUCCUGGACCUCCCCUCCUGGCCCACACUAGUCUCACCGUCCCCACCACCCAAGUUGCCAGCCCCGGGACAGAUCCGGGCCCAGCCCACCUCUCGGCUUCCUCCCAGGGCCGUGACCCCGUGCGCUGUUCGGCCAUCGGGCUGUUUGGGACCCUGGUGGGUCGGUCGCCCGUGCCGCAGUUCUGCGCCAUCAGGGACCUUGUGCUGGACAGUCUGGUGCCCCUGCUGCUCCACCUGCAAGACCAGAGUCCAGACGCAGCCGAGAGUGCGGAGUGGACCCUGGCCCGUUGUGACCGUUUCCUUCACUGGGGGCUGCUGGAAGAGAUCGUCACGAUGGCUCACUACGAUAGCCCCGAGGCUUUGAGCCGCACCUGCCAGUGUUUGGUGCAGUGGUACCCAGGCCGGGUCCCCGGCUUCCUGGACCAGGCCCGUGGCUACCUGAGAAGUCCGCAGGUGCCCAUCCGCCGGGCAGCGGGCAUGUUCAUAGGGUUUCUGGUCCAUCACACGGAUGCCGGCACUGUGAGAGAAGGCCUCAUGGACUCACUGCUGCACAGCCUCAGGGAGCUGGAGUGGGACCCGGAGGCCUCAGUGCGAAGCACCACCCAUGUCACCCAGCAUCAGCUGCGGCUCGCCAGCCAGGACUGGGCCGCUCGGCCCGGCCGCUUCUCGCCCCGCAGGCUCCUGCGCCCCAGGGGCCGGCCCGCCCGCCCGUGGCCCCUCUACGAGGAGGGUCCUUUCAAACGGAGGAGCCGGGCCGGCCUGUGGGGCUCCCACAUGGGCGCCUGA